This is a messenger RNA of Gossypium arboreum, 1299 nucleotides long. Its product is annotated as flavonol sulfotransferase-like. Lineage: Eukaryota; Viridiplantae; Streptophyta; Magnoliopsida; Malvales; Malvaceae. The coding region runs from base 138 to 1184 and encodes 348 amino acids. Gene Ontology annotation, cellular component: cytoplasm. The transcript has a single exon. Gene Ontology annotation, biological process: sulfation. Gene Ontology annotation, molecular function: sulfotransferase activity. The record is from RefSeq and is a predicted model, not a curated record.
UGCCUAGGAAUGUGUCCAGCUAAUAAUCCUUGGGGAUUAUAAUAAUAUAGAUGUAAUGGUAUAGACUGGGUCUCUCUCACCAUUUUUACCCUAAUACUUCACCACUAGUGUUGAAGCGACCCUUUAAUUCUUCCUCCAUGGCUACUUUUCAACCCUCUCUAGAGUGUGAUAACAUCUCCAAUAUCCACAGUGAGCAAACAGAUUCGGAUUUGAUCCAAAAAGCAGAUGAAAGAUAUAGGGAAACACUCCCCAAUCUUCCUAAAGGCAAAGGCUGGAUGACUCAACAUCUGGUUCAAUACCAAGGUUUUUGGGUAAACCCUGAUGCAGCUUUGAAAAAUUUGAUGUGGAUCCAAGACCACUUCAAACCUAGACCCACCGAUAUUUUCUUAGCCUCCUUUCCAAAAAGCGGCACCACUUGGCUCAAGGCACUUAUUUUCGCCAUCGUCAACCGCACCCGCUAUGGUUUUGCCGACCACCCUUUGCUCACCACUGGCCCUCACGAUUGCUUCCCUUUCUUGUAUGCUCACUUAUAUGAAAAAGAUCGGUCUCGUUUCGAUCUUGAUGGGUUUCCUUCACCACGUCUUCUUUCAAGUCAUAUCCCUUAUGUUUCGUUACCAAAUUCCAUGACUGAUAAUCAAAGUUACAGGUUCAUUUACAUCUGUAGGGACCCCAAAGAUGUGCUUGUUUCGACAUGGCUCUUCAUGAACAAGUUGAGGCCUAAAGAAUUGGCACCCCUUUCACUUGAGGAAGCAUUUGAGUUGUUUUGCCAAGGGAUAUCCCCUUAUGGACCCUUUUGGGAUCAUGUUUUAGGGUAUUGGAGAGCAAGCUUAGAAACCCCAGAAAAGAUAUUGUUCUUGAAAUACGAAGAGUUGAAGAAGGAGCCCUUUGUUAUUGUUAAGAGCUUAGGUGAAUUUCUUGGUUACCCUUUUUCGUUAGAGGAAGAAAGUAAAGGAGUGGUUGAAGAAAUAGUGAAACUAUGUAGUUUUGAGAAUUUGAGCAACUUAGAAGUGAAUAGAACAAGUGUGCAAAAGUUCAGCAAAGGUGCCACAGUUGAUAAUCGCCAUUUUUUUAGAGAGGGAAAAGUUGGAGAUUGGAAGAAUUAUUUAACAGCUGAGAUGGUAGAACGUUUAGAUGAAAUAACAUAUCACAACUUACUUGCUUCUGGAUUGCUAUUUCCUUCCUAAUCUCUAUUUUCAUUUAUUCAACUACGUACUAAAUACCUUUUCUAUAUAUUUAUUAUGUGCCCAUGUUAAUAUUUAUCUUUCAUUAUUUUAUAUAUAUAAUCAACAUAUUUAGUUA